AUGAAGGCCUUCCUAAGGAGCUCGGAUGGCAUCUUGGCGCUCAGGCCAAAGAUAACGACGAUAGGAAGGCAUGAUGAGUCAGACAUCGUUCUUAAGUCUCCAGGGCUGGAAGACCACCACGCCGCCCUCGAAUUCAGCGACGCCGAGCACAGCUUCGUUCUUCGGGACUUCAACACCGGCAGUGGCUCCUUUGUGAACGACUGCCAGAUCCAGAACGUGGCCGUGAAGGUGGGCCAGGGAGACCUCCUGCGCUUUGGCUCCACUGGGCCCACCUUCGAGCUGGUGCUGGACCACCUGCCACAGGUGCCUUAUCCUCCAGUGAAUCGGCGCAUUGCCUGGCCGGGCCAAAUCCAGGUGGUUACAGAGGCAGCCUCCCCUCCUUCGGCAGCUGCUGCUCCUCAGUUUCCGUGGCUGCCCACUCAGCAGUCCUCACCCGCCAGCCCCAGCUGGCCCUAUUCAGCAAGCGGGGCCUCACCACGCCCCCCCCUCCGAAAAAGGCCUCCUGGAAGCGCCUGGGGCAGGACCGUCUCUUCCUCUGCCUUCUCUCCCGAGCUUUCCAGCUGGUCUCCAGCCACCCUCACAGGCAACGGAGCCCUCCCUGGCCCUCUCGCCAGCAGCCACCCGGGGGAUGUGCUGCUCAAAGAGAAGGAAGAGACCAUUUUGAAACUGGGGGAGGAGAUCAACCGCUUGUCCGCCUUCGAAAGCGAGUGCAGCCACAAGGACACGCUGAUCGCGGAGCUCCAGCGUGAGAUUUCGGCCAUGAACGAGAAGGUGGUGGCAACCCUGGCCAAGAAGGAUACCGAGUUCCAUCAGAAGCUGGCCAGCCUGGACAAAGAGUCCGAAGCCAAGGCCGAAGAGAUCAGGAGGCUGAAGGAGCAGGUGACCGGCAUGCAGAGAAACACCAGCGAAGUCUUGUACCACUCCCUCUCGGAGCGCGACCUGCAAAUCGCCCACUGGAAGCAGGAGAACGAAGCCCUGAAGAAGAGCUAUGCGCUCACCACAGGUGCCCGCUCCCUUCCGCUCCCUCCUCUGGGCCGCAGCCAGUGA
This is a messenger RNA of Thamnophis sirtalis, 1047 nucleotides long. The record is from RefSeq and is a predicted model, not a curated record. Lineage: Eukaryota; Metazoa; Chordata; Lepidosauria; Squamata; Natricidae.